Geodia barretti is the source of this 825-nucleotide messenger RNA. The record is from the annotation of a GenBank genome assembly. Lineage: Eukaryota; Metazoa; Porifera; Demospongiae; Tetractinellida; Geodiidae.
AUGGAAUGCUUUGUGUAUCUCCUGCUACUAUCCUUCCCUCUACUGAGAUGCUCUGGUGUUUUGCCACCAAUACCAAUGCCCUCAGCUACAUAUCCACAAUAUCCUAAUCCACCAACAACCACUGAUGAAGACCUCAAGUUAAUUAUAGGCCCAUCCACAACCACGACAAAUCCCACUAGACCAGAGGAAGUAAAUCCUACUGCGCCUCGUGAAGAGCCAAAUGACAACAGCAAAGACAUGGAAAUGAACCCAGUCACUAUUAGACCAGGUUCCAGCACAUCACCUGACCCCACGUCACCUGAACGUAGCUUCAAAACUGUACCACUUGGCAUUUGGAUUGCAGCGGCUACCGUAGCUCUACUCAUAGUGUUUGUGGGUGUCACCAUUGCAGUCUGCUGUGUGGUGCUGAAAUCCAGGGCAGGUAAAAACCGUGCACAGCCCACAGAGGGAGUGCAUUACUACGACUACAUUGACUCACAUGGAAUCUACUCAUUGGCACACGGCCCUAGAACACCCACCACUACUGCUGCCAUACAUAGACUGGCUGAAGAGGACGAUGGGACCGAGUUGGAGUACGUCCAGAUGGCUUCCGCAUCAGACCACCAGGAAGCUCAGUCUCUGCAGACGUUUUUGGGAGGAUUGGAGACACGUGUACCACCAGAACAGACUGAACCUUACUACACGAUUAUAGAUGGUCAAGCUCGUCCAUCUGUCACAGCUACUGGUGAUGAAGAAAAAAGAACAAACAGCAUAGAAAUGAUAACAAACGUGGCAUAUCCUGCCAUCAGAGAAAACGUUUUUGAGGACUCAGGAGAGUACAUUUAG